CUGCAUGGCCGGCCUGGGAUGCCGGGGUGUGAUGGCCGACAGACAGACAUGGCCCCGAUGGCCAGCCUCUCGACGCCCAGCCGAGCCGAUCAGAGACACAAUGGCAACAUUGUCUCUGCGCCGGAUCAGCGAUCCCGACCAGGGCGAGACAACCGACCCGCCAUCGCUUCCACAGCAGGCCACACCAGCCAGCUGUUCCCAACACCGUAUCGAGCCCACCCGCCCCCGCCCAACACAGCUACAGCCGCCCAGCAGCUUUACCCAAGCAAGUCAUCGAUCGCACUCCUGCAAGCUUCAGCUAUAGAUUAGGACCGAGAUGUUCUUGAAGCCCAACCGUAGCUCUGGCAAGCUCUCAAAUGCAGUCAGCGUUUCAUCGCAAGAUCUGCCCAGGAGCCGCAGCCGUGGCUCGAUUUCACCGACGCUGCCUGAUCAAACACACAAACCAAUGGCCAGAAUCAUGUUCGAAAAAUACGACAUUGAUGGGUCCGGAAGCAUCAGCAUUCACGAGUUUCGGAAGUUAUGCUAUGACCUCGGAUACUAUCUCUCGGAUAAGGAACUGGAAAUCGACAUCAAGCUGCUGGAUGUCAACGGCGAUCGGGAGAUUACAUAUGACGAAUUCAUCAAGUGGUGGAUGAGCGACCACAGGUUCAAGAUGCUGCAGCUAACACCCGAGGACUAUGUCCAGCUCCAGAAGGCAUGCCAAGACUUUCAAAAGUUUGACAAGGACGAUAGCGGAUGCAUUGAUAUCCGUGAGUUCAGGGGACUCUACAACGACUUGGUCAAGAAAAACAUGGCGCCGAGCUCGCUGACGGCCACACUACAACAAAUCGAUACGAACAAGGAUGGGAAAGUGAGCUUCAACGAAUAUGUAUAUUGGCUGGUUGAAGGGAGAUUGAAUCCACCUCUGAGUCGUCGAAAAAGCACCGAUGCACCCUUACGACAGAGGUCUACUCAAUGAAGACGAUCGCUGGUCUUGGGAUUGGCCAGACUGCCCGACAAUGUACCGCCACUUCCCAUCCAUCAUCCCUCCUUUCCCCUCGCCGUCCACCCCGGUUGUUCCUACAGCUUGUGCAGGCGAAAGGAACCGAGCAACUCCACUUUGAAGUCAGAUGCCACCAUUAGAGUAUUCAAAAAUGGAAACGAGGCGCUCUGUAAUUGUGGCUUUGUUUUGGGAAUACAUACGCACAUGUACCAUUCA
Molecule: messenger RNA, 1198 nt
Organism: Polychytrium aggregatum
Lineage: Eukaryota; Fungi; Chytridiomycota; Chytridiomycetes; Polychytriales
Exons: 9
Coding region: 317-958 (213 amino acids)
Molecular function (GO): calcium ion binding
Source: RefSeq, a predicted model, not a curated record